Messenger RNA from Colletotrichum orchidophilum, 492 nucleotides. RefSeq lists its product as uncharacterized. The record is from RefSeq and is a predicted model, not a curated record. NCBI's taxonomy places the organism in Eukaryota, Fungi, Ascomycota, Sordariomycetes, Glomerellales, Glomerellaceae. The annotation marks the transcript as partial. The transcript is spliced from 2 exons.
AGCUUGAUCUUGAAGCUCAUUUGCAUUGUCUCAACAACUUCUCUGUUAUUGGAUCAACCACUCCCUCGGCGCUCCCCCUCCAACUCAACCGCAGUUCUCUGCUCAUCUCAACGCAAAAGUGGCACGACCAGUCCGCUAGAAGACCCUAGGUUUCACGACGGCGUUCGGCGUUGGCCACCACCAUCUUCGAUUCUCAGACUCCCCAGUCUCUCCAACCAGCUCCCGUCGUAUACCAUCGGCCGUACAGAAAGUCACGUAUCCUAUGUUCAUUUCUGCGGCCUUGUAUCUGUGUCCCCACUUACACCGACCGGCACCCUACCUAUUAGCCAGGGCCCCGGAUUUCCGACGACUUUGACGUCUGUCGCACUUUGUAUACCCAGUCAGAAAUUACGUUCUACGUGUAGUGACCGACCGGCCCGGCUUGUCCACCUCGCAGCAAGAAUCAGCUUCCGCCAAGGGGCUCAUAUAUCAGUACUCUUUUUGGUUGAAUAA